Messenger RNA from Aspergillus neoniger CBS 115656, 3894 nucleotides. Its product is annotated as DUF726 domain protein. NCBI's taxonomy places the organism in Eukaryota, Fungi, Ascomycota, Eurotiomycetes, Eurotiales, Aspergillaceae. The coding region runs from base 214 to 3720 and encodes 1168 amino acids. The record is from RefSeq and is a predicted model, not a curated record. The transcript is spliced from 2 exons.
CUCAGUUUCCCUGUCAGGCACAUGGGAUAGAACGAGUGUCCAGGGAGCAACUCAGUGCAAGAUCAGCCACAAUCACCCAAAGUGCCUUUUCGCACGAAUGGGUCAUCUUUGGCCCCAUUCAUGUCGGAACUUGCACGGUGAUAUUAGGGAUUCCCGAGAAGAACGGCACGAGGACAACUGCAUGCAUUAUUUGAUUUGACACGUCAAUGAAGAAUGAGCUCAGUCUCCAGUCCGGCUGUUGACCAUUCUGUCGACCACCCUGCCGAUCAGCCACCUAUCUCACAACCCUCCAAUACUCCGACCCCCUCCGCUCCGGCUGCGGCCUCGGAAAGCACCACGACCUCCGACAAUACUACCACACAGAAAGAGAAUGUCAGACCGGGUGGAGGACAAUCUGCGCCAGAGCAGGCCGCAGGUUCGGGUCGGGUUAUAGAGUCUAAAGUGGAGGAGUUUGACGACUUUGGUUUGCCGAUCCGCGUGCGUCCUAAGAGGGAGUCGUCCGAGAGUGAGGAAGUAUUUCACGAAGUGGAUGAAUCACACGGGAAUGCGGAUGAUAGUGGCAAUGUGAGCAACCGAGAAGGUCCAGCAACUGCUCCGGAGGGUUCGAGCACGAAUCACAAGGUGGAGGAAGAGCCUCAGGGAGCGGCAAACGAAGUAAAUAAGGACCCGUCAUUGCUGUCUGCGACAUCUGUGCCCGAGGAUCAUGGUCACUCUCCCGAGCAAGUCCCAGAGACUUCCACGGCUAGCGAAAAGCGUGCUCUUUCCGAUCACCCGUCCCAUCCUUCACAAGAGGAACCCCCACCGCCGUACACGGAAAGUCCUGCUCAGGAGAAUCAUGAUAACAGUGCCAAUCGGUCCUCUAUGCAGAAGAAGCGUGCAUCUGUGAAGCCUUCCGAAUGGUCUCAUCAGCGACUCUAUGUGGCCGGGCAGUCGGAUGACGAUGGCGAGGAAGAAGAGGACGAUGGGGGUUGGAAAGAAAUGCCCGCUUUGGGGGAAUUCGAUUACUAUGAUGACUAUGGCCGGCUGGUUGCCCGUGGUGCGAAGCAGGAGGAUAAUGAAGCUGUGUACAGUGGUCUAGGUGGUGCAGGAAAGGGUUACACUCGCGUACAGUUCGACGAAGAUGCCCAAUCAGCAACCAGCUUGGAUGAAGAUACAAGCUAUCUUUUCAAGGAUUCCGCCGACACUGCCGCCGGUGUAGAAGAGGAGCUGCGCGACCGCGUGAGCCAAAUGCAGGCGACAAAGGAUCUUCUGACUGAGAGCCAGAGAAUCGCUUAUGUUGGGGUGACCAGGCUGACUAUUCAUCAAAUGACUUUGGACAUGAACAAGCUCCCCGCCAUCAAGGGCACACGCAAAGCAAGGCAGGCUGGUAUCGAUGCUAUGCGGAAGUGGGGUCAAGCAAUGAUGGCCAGGCUCUACUCUCACAUGGAAAUCGACACCGCGGAGCAGGUGAUGAUAGAGCAAUUGGCCGAACAUGGCGUGCAGCCGGCAGACCUUGUCCGACCGCUAAUGAGUAACGCUCGUGUUGCGAAUCCAUUGGCGGAUGAGUCCGAAACACCAAAGAAGUCGAUGUCCUCGCCUUCAUCCCCUAGACUCAGGGAGGACUACCGGAGUAGCAUAUCUACCGAAAUGGACAGGUCCUCCCGAUCAACUUCACCUCCACCAUAUGAAACCCACGAAGGGGAAGACUUGCCAGAGGUCCGGACCCCAUCGCAGCUGCCCACUUCCGCGAAGAUCGACAUUGAUCUCCGAUGGACGGUGCUCUGCGAUUUGUUCCUCGUCCUCAUUGCAGACUCGGCCUAUGAUGCGCGGUCACGGACAUUGCUUGAAAGGGUUGGUGCUUCGAUGGAGGUGUCAUGGCUGCAAAUUGCCCGCUUCGAAAAGCGGGUCAUCGAUGCUCUCGAAAUGCAGGAGGCUGCGGAAAAGGAGACAUGGGACGAGUCGGAGCAUAUGGAGAAGCGGCGGAAGAUGGCCCUCAAGCGCAAGUAUAUGGUUAUGGGCUUAGCCACUGUCGGUGGUGGCCUGGUGAUAGGCCUUUCGGCUGGCUUGUUGGCCCCGGUCAUCGGCGCUGGUAUAGCAGCUGGAUUCACCACCGUCGGGAUCACGGGGACGAGCGCGUUUUUGGGCGGUGCUGGAGGUACAGCGUUGAUUGCCUCCGGCGCUACCUUGACUGGAAGUACCAUUGGUCUGAGGGCUUCUCAAAGACGGACUGGCCCUGUUCAGACAUUCGAAUACCGCCCCUUGCAUAAUAACAAGAGAGUCAACCUGAUUAUCACCGUCGCUGGUUGGAUGACAGGAAAGGUUGAUGACGUCCGAUUGCCUUUCAGUACAGUUGAUCCCAUCAUGGGUGACUUGUACUCAGUCUUGUGGGAGCCUGAGAUGCUCCGAAGUAUGGGUGACACUAUUAACAUUCUCGCUACGGAGGCUUUGACUCAGGGGUUGCAACAGGUCCUUGGCCAGACAGUUCUAGUUGCCCUAAUGGCUUCACUGCAACUCCCACUCGUCCUGACAAAGCUGUCCUAUCUAAUCGACAAUCCUUGGAACGUAUCGCUUACACGCGCAAAUGCGGCCGGACUGAUUCUGGCUGACUCGCUGCGAGACCACAAUCUGGGAAAGAGGCCAGUGACUCUUCUCGGAUAUUCACUUGGCUCGCGAGUCAUCUUCUCUUGUUUGAAGGAGCUUGCAGACAAGGGCGCUCAUGGGCUGGUUCAGAACGUGUAUCUUUUCGGGUCUCCGAUUGUGGCCAACCGAGAUGAGUACCUCAAAGCCCGCAGCGUGGUGUCUGGGCGGUUUGUCAAUGGAUUCGCCUCCAACGACUGGAUCUUAGGGUAUCUUUUCCGCGCCACGAGUGGUGGUAUCAUGCGGGUGGCUGGUCUUGCACCAGUAGAGGGGGUUCCCGGCUUGGAGAACUUCGAUGUCACCAAGAUUGUGAAUGGCCAUAUGGACUAUCGUGCAGCAAUUCCUCGGCUGUUGAAGGAAGUCGGCUGGGAAGUUCUGAGCGAAGAGUUCGCCGAGAUUGAGGAUCCUGAUCCCGAGAACCACGCUGAGCGGCAAAGGGAGCUGAUCCGUGAGAUUGACGAGGCGCGACGAGAGGCUGAGCAAAAGCCGGAAAAGAAGCGGUUUGGUUUGUUCAAGCGCGGAAAGUUGGCGCAGAAGAAAGGCUGGGAAACGUACGACGUUGAACGCAACAAUGCGAUACGCCGGGGCUCCAGCGACACCAACGGCUCCGGAACGGUGCUCUUUGAUAUCGACGCUAUUCGAGCCGAGCUAGCCUCGGAAAGUAUCGAAGUCAAGCAGCUUGAAUCCACACUUCCCCCGAUGAAAUUAGACUUGAGUUCACCAGCAAGCCCGGCUCCAUCUGCUCCUGCUCCCACCGGCAAAGAGCUGAAGAGCCCUGAAACUCCAGCGCCUCCGGCUCGUGCGUCUCCUGGGACACUCCGCGAAUACAGUCCUACUCGUGACGCACACACGCCUGCACAUCAAGAGGAAGCAGUAGAGAUGACCUUCGAUACGUCCUUCCACGAUACCCCUCCCCGUUCUCAGUCGUCCUUCGAGCCCGCCGCCUCUCACGAUGUACACCCCACAAGGCCUGAGCUUCGGUCUUCCCUUACGAUGCCGGCCCUUGGGGCCAGCACUUUAGGCGCUAUGGCUCUGGAGCCAAAUGCUUGGGCCGAGCACGACUUUGGCCAUGCCGAAGAAGAGAUUCAGAUGACAUUUGAGUGACGAUGAACGAGACGAUGGGGAACGAGCUUCUGUUUGUUUAUAAGCUGUUUGUUGAUAGACCGAGCCGGGUCUGUGCCGGGGGUUACUUUUCUUAAUAUGGGUUGCUAUAAUUUCUUUUCCGUUGUCAUUCUACUUGCUUGUGUCCGUGCAUGACGCCGCGGGAGGACGAUUGCA